Molecule: messenger RNA, 2916 nt
Organism: Pelmatolapia mariae (spotted tilapia)
Lineage: Eukaryota; Metazoa; Chordata; Actinopteri; Cichliformes; Cichlidae
Product: NLR family CARD domain-containing protein 3-like
Exons: 7
Coding region: 1-2916 (971 amino acids)
Biological process (GO): intracellular signal transduction
Molecular function (GO): protein binding
Source: RefSeq, a predicted model, not a curated record
AUGAAGGAGGAGGAGCUGGCUGACUGUCUGCAGAACAGUUUUCAAGAUCAUCUUAAGUCUGUCUUGAAGAAAAAGUUCCAGUGUGUGUUUGAGGGGAUCGCUAAAGCAGGAAACCCAACCCUUCUGAAUGAGAUCUACACAGAGCUCUUCAUCACAGAGGGAGGGACUGCAGAGGUCAAUGAUGAACAUGAGGUCAGACAGAUUGAAACAGCAUCCAGGAAACCAGACAGACCAGAAACAACAAUCAGACAAGAAGACAUCUUUAAAGCCUCACCUGGAAGAGACAAACCAAUCAGAACAGUGCUGACAAAGGGAGUGGCUGGCAUUGGGAAAACAGUCUUAACACAGAAAUACACCCUGGACUGGGCUGAAGACAAAGCCAACCAGGACAUCCAGUUCAUAUUUCCAUUCACUUUCAGAGAGCUGAAUGUGCUGAAAGAGGAAAAGUUCAGCUUGGUGGAACUUGUUCAUUACUUCUUUAAAGAAACCAAAGAAGCAGGAAUCUGCAGCUUUGAAGACUUCCAGGUUGUGUUCAUCUUUGAUGGUCUGGAUGAGUGUCGUCUUCCUCUGGACUUCCACAAAACUACAAUCCUAACUGACCCUAGAAAGUCCACCUCAGUGGAUGUGCUGUUGAUAAACCUCAUCAGGGGGAAACUGCUUCCCUCUGCUCGCCUCUGGAUAACCACACGACCUGCAGCAGCCAAUCAGAUCCCUCCUGACUGUGUUGCCAUGGUGACAGAGAUCAGAGGGUUCACUGACCCACAGAAGGAGGAGUACUUCAGGAAGAGAUUGAGAGAUAAGACUCAGGCCAGCAGGAUCAUCUCCCACAUCAAGACAUCACGAAGCCUCCACAUCAUGUGCCACAUCCCAGUCUUCUGCUGGAUCACUGCUACAGUUCUGGAGGAUGUGCUGGAAACCAGAGAGGGAGGUCAGCUGCCCAAGACCCUGACUGAGAUGUACAUCCACUUCCUGGUGGUUCAGGCCAAAGUGAAGAAGGUCAAGUAUGAUGGAGGAGCUGAGACAGAUCCACACUGGAGUCCAGAGACCAGGAAGACGAUUGAGUCUCUGGGAAAACUGGCUUUUGAUCAGCUGCAGAAAGGAAACCUGAUCUUCUAUGAAUCAGACCUGACAGAGUGUGGCAUCAAUAUCAGAGCAGCCUCAGUGUACUCAGGAGUGUUCACACAGAUCUUUAAAGAGGAGAGAGGACUGUACCAGGACAAGGUUUUCUGCUUCAUCCAUCUGAGUGUUCAGGAGUUUCUGGCUGCUCUUCAUGUCCAUCUGACCUUCAUCAACUCUGGAGUCAAUCUGCUAAAAGAUCAAAAAAUCACCUCAAAUAAGUCUGAAAUUAAAGAAUCUGCAGAGAAAGACUUCUACCAGAGUGCUGUGAACAAGGCCUUAAAGAGUUCAAAUGGACAUCUGGACUUGUUCCUCCGCUUCCUCCUGGGUCUUUCACUGCAGACCAGUCAGAGUCUCCUACGAGGUCUUCUGACACAGACAGGAAGUAGCUCACAGACCAGUCAGGAAACAGUCCAGUACAUCAAGGAGAAGCUCAGUGAGAAUCUGUCUGCAGAGAAAAGCAUCAAUCUGCUCCACUGUCUGAAUGAACUAAAUGAUUAUUCUCUGGUGGAGGAGAUCCAACAGUCCCUGAGAUCAGGAAGUCUCUCCACAGAUAAACUCUCUCCUGCUCAGUGGUCAGCUCUGGUCUUCAUCUUACUGUCAUCAGAAAAAGAUCUGGAUGUGUUUGACCUGAAGAAAUACUCUGCUUCAGAGGAGGCUCUUUUGAGGCUGCUGCCAGUGGUCAAAGCGUCAAACAAAGCUCUAAUAGGUGGCUGUAACCUUUCAGGGAGAAGCUGUGAAGCUCUGUCUGUUCUCAACUUCCAGUCCUCUAGUCUCAGAGAGCUGGACCUAAGUAACAACGACAUACAGGACACAGGAGUGAAGCUUUUCUCUGCAGGACUGGACAAUCCACAUUUUAAGCUGGAAUCUCUCAGAUUGAAUGGCUGUAACCUUACAGGGAGAAGCUGUAAAGAUCUGUCCUCUGAUCUCAACUUCCAGUCUUCCAGUCUCAGAGAACUGGACCUAAGUAAUAAUGACCUGCGGGAUUCAGGAGUGAGGCUUUUCUCUGCAGGACUGAAAAAUCCACAUUGUAAACUGGAAUCUCUCAGUCUGUCAGGCUGUCUGAUCACAGAGGAAGGCUGUACUUCUCUGGCCUCGGCUCUGAGCUCCAACCCCUCCCAUCUGAGAGAGCUGGACCUGAGCUACAAUCAUCCAGGUGACUCAGGAGUGAAGCGGCUGUCAGCUGGACUGAAGGAUCCAGGCUGGAAACUGGACACUCUCAGGGUGGAGCCUGCUGGAGUCCGAUGGUUGACACCAGGUCUGAGGAAGUAUUCCUGUCAACUCACAAUCGACACAAACACAGUAAACACAAACCUCCAACUCUCUGACAACAACAGGACGGUGACACAUGUAAAGGAGGUUCAGUCAUAUCCUGAUCAUCCAGACAGAUUUGAUGUUCAUCAGCUGCUGUGUGCAAAUGGUCUGACUGGUCGCUGUUACUGGGAGGUCGAGUGGAGAGGAAGGGUUUAUAUAUCAGUGAGUUACAAAAGUAUCAAAAGGAAAGGAGAGAGUAAUGACUGUGAAUUCGGACUCGAUCAUCAGUCCUGGAGGUUGCACUGCGCUAAUGAUGGUCCUGUUUAUGUCUGUCACAAUAAGAAAUUUGCAUCUCCCUCCUCCUCCUCCUCCUCCUCUGUCUCUAACAGAGUAGCAGUGUAUGUGGACUGUCCUGCUGGCACUCUGUCCUUCUACAGAGUCUUCUCUGACACUCUGAUCCACCUCCACACCUUCAACACCACAUUCACUGACACUCUUUAUCCUGGGUUUUGGUUAAAUUAUAAUUCCUCAGUGUCCCUGUGCUGA